GUCAUUCAAUAAAUUGUCACUGUGGCUGCCAUCGCGAGGAACAUGAAAUGGGUGGCAAGAGCUCUGUCAGUGCCAUCAGCAGAUACCGAUGCCUGUCUUUCUGUAUUCUUUGAGUCGACACCCUCAAAUAAGUACCUCUUCAAUUGUAGUGAGGGCACUUUUCGCGCUAUACAGCAACGGAAAGUCGGAUUGUCAAGGAUCAAAGCCCUUUUUUUGACGCGUAUACAUACCCAAAGGAGCUCUGGAGUGCCUAGUUUACUUAUGUCGCUUGCCGAUAGUGGCUCAAGCUCGUUCACGAUUAUUGGCCCGGAAGGGCUCAAUCAUUAUCUAGCUACUACACGGUCUUACGCAAUGAGGGAAAACUUAGAAGUCAAAGCAACGGAAGCUUCAUUUUCUCCUAUUGGGGGCCAAUGCCCAACUACUCCCCUCGUUUUUAGAGAUGAAAACCUUUCCGUGUACGCCGUGCCGAUAGACCCUCGCCGUUAUAGACCGGAGGACUCGACUCCUUCCCCACCUUCCUUUCGUUCAGCAAAGCGAAAGGCUUCUAGGACCCCCUCCCCCGUAGGAGAAGGCGAGAGACAUUCUUUGCUUCCUUCGUCUCCUCAAGCUCGCAUUGUCUGCCAAACCUAUUGUGGUUUAAAGCCUGAUGAUGGACAGCAAGGGGAGCUGUCCAGGUCACGAAAGCUCCCUAUGAAUUGGGAGCUUCACGCGCGUCGCUUGCCCUACGCUCAGAGAGCCACUGCGGCUGUCAGCUUCAUUGGCCUUGGGCCUUCUGUCCGGGGGAAGUUCGAUGCAAAGCGGGCCCAAGCACUGGGGGUGUUCGGUUCCGACCGUGCAAGGCUCACAAGGGGUGAAACUGUUCUGUCCAAAGAUGGCGUGACAUCAGUUACGCCGGACAUGUGCAUUGGUCCAGGGAUAUCUCCUUCUGCUUUCAUGUUCAUAGAAUGCCCUUCUACGGAGUACAUACCAGGCAUUGCAUCCUCACUAACGCUCGGCGUGAAUGGUCCUUUGAGUGCUGCGAGGUUAUCUUUCAUCAUCCACCGUGUUGGUCGUGGCGUUUUGGAAGACGAGAGAUAUGUAGCGUGGAUGCAUGCUUUUGGAGCUGAUGUUGAGCAUCUCAUAGCGAGUGACGAAUAUGGAGCCAACCCCGUUGCAUAUACCUCGUCAUCAUAUAUUCAACUUAGCUUAGCUGAAUUAGAUGAUCGGAUAUUCCGUAUACCGUCAAAUCGAUUAGAACCUAUCAAACCCGUGCCAGGCUCUCUACCUACCAAUUCAAAACCCCUUCUCCUUGACCAUCAGAUAGGCAUGCAUCCUCCUGCAUGCUCUUCUGUGGUCAGCCCGAUGGGAAUGAAGGACGAGUUUCACCCUGCUCUUCAAAAAAUCAGAGAGGGCGACACGAAGUCCGUUCUCUCCCCGGACAUGUAUCAAACCAUCAACCUUAUCCAUGAGGAAGCACACCUUGAAGAGGACUCUAGGACGAAGGAACCAGGGGAUGAUGUUGUUAUCACCACUCUCGGGACCGGCAGUGCGCUCCCCUCGAAGACGAGGAAUGUUUUAGCUAACCUCGUUCAGAUUCCGCACCAGGGAAACAUUUUAUUGGAUGCUGGGGAGGGCACAUGGGGACAAAUCGCUCGGCGGUUCGGGCAGGAUACCACCGACUCGACUGGCGUGCCUUCCCCGGAGUCGAUUUUACGCGACCUCAAAUGCGUGUUUAUUUCUCACAUUCAUGCAGACCAUCAUCUUGGGUUGGCGAAACUUUUAUCUCUCCGACGCACAAUAGACCCUCCUCCAGAACACCCUAUAUACCUCAUUGCAAACGUACAAACAUUCGAUUAUCUCGAGGAGUAUCACGACCUCGAGGAUUUGGGUAUAAACAACCUGUCUUACGUACGAAAGAUACACUCCGCUGACAUAUCGACUGCAACGCAAAUCCCUUCGAGGGAGAGACUGAGGCUUUCGUCCGAGGAGCUUUCAGAUCGCGUCAAUUUGUCCAACAAGCAUUUGGUGGAACUGAAGGGCAGCCUCGGAAUGUCCUCUGUUCAGACAGUUGAUGUGCAGCAUCGUGGGCCAUGCUACGGGAUUGUUUUUAAACACAUUGAGGGAUGGAGCAUUGUCUUUUCUGGUGAUACGAUGCCGUGCGAUGCUCUGGCCGAAGCUGGCAGGAGCGCAACAGUACUGAUCCAUGAAGCGACGAUGGCUGACGACGAGGAAGAAUUGGCGCGCGGGAAACAACACAGCACUGUUGGGCAGGCAAUCAAAGUUGGGAAACAAAUGGAGGCGAAGCAUAUUCUACUGACUCACUUCUCCCAGCGCUACCCCAAAAUCACGAACCUGAACUCAGCGCCGUCAGCAACCAACACUUGUACACUCACUCAAAGCACCAACGCAGCAUCGAACGUCGCGCUAGCCUUCGAUGGAGCUGCUGUCCCAAUUGGCUCGCUGUGGAAACUGAGCAAAUACACUCCAGCGCUAGAAAAACUGUUUGCCGAGACUGCAGCAGUGAUUGGCGAAGACGAAGAAGAUCUGACAGUUCCCGCGAGGGAGAAUACGCAAAGAGAAGGCAUGGCUUCAGACUCAGCUACAGAUUUGCGAACAGCAACUAGUGGAGAGCGAGAAAUACCACCUAUACGAGAAAAGAAAAAGCCAAAGCGCAUCGCUGAACGUCAAUGACGAGCAAGUCAUAUUUUAGAUGUCCUCUAUACAUGUACCCUCCCAAAUCCCAAAUGUCCUCCAAUUCCGAACCCGGUCCUUGCCAUGCCCUGGAUGUUGCAGUCUGCUGCUCAAGAGACCACCAUCAAGCGAUAUUACAACGUAACCAUAAGUGGGAGUGGCUGUCCCGCUGAUGGGAUUAAAGAAUCACUGCAUUGCACCACAACAAACUGCGGUGAAUGGGUUUCCAAAAAUUGAUAGGAGCAACAGUGCAUUAAGCAACCGCGCUGCCACAAGCCAGACGAACCCGGCUUUUCCGGACAGGUCUAGUAGACCUAUCGUGCCAAUAAUCCCUU
This is a messenger RNA of Cantharellus anzutake, 3005 nucleotides long. RefSeq lists its product as uncharacterized. Bases 43 to 2670 code for a protein of 875 amino acids. Gene Ontology annotation, cellular component: mitochondrion. NCBI's taxonomy places the organism in Eukaryota, Fungi, Basidiomycota, Agaricomycetes, Cantharellales, Hydnaceae. The transcript is spliced from 11 exons. Gene Ontology annotation, biological process: mitochondrial tRNA 3'-end processing. Gene Ontology annotation, molecular function: 3'-tRNA processing endoribonuclease activity. The record is from RefSeq and is a predicted model, not a curated record.